Porites lobata is the source of this 5736-nucleotide messenger RNA. Lineage: Eukaryota; Metazoa; Cnidaria; Anthozoa; Scleractinia; Poritidae. The record is from the annotation of a GenBank genome assembly.
UGACAAAAUGGCGGCAUUCUGGGUGAGCUCGUGAAGCGCCAUCAACUUGAUGUUUAUUACCUGUGGAAUCAAUGGUUGUUCUUCUAGAUGUAUUUCCAAGAUCAUGGGUCCUUAUGACGUGUGGUUUGGUAAGGGGAUAAUUAGGGUGUAAUACUUUUUUUAAAGAUAAACAAAGAAUGCACAUCCAAGUGAAUUUGAAUCUGUAUUUCAGCUUACUCAAUGAUUUACUGAUCUUUCGUGAGAGAAUUGAAUCAUACCAAACUGUAAGAUUUAUUCCAUUCAAAUAAUAUUUUGCUGAUUGUAUUUUUACAGUGCUGGUGUGUUAUAACGGAGGCAAAUGACCAUUGUUCGCGUCCUCUUUCCAGGAUUGUGAGAAACCAGCUGACCCAAGUAUGUCUGAUUUCUUGAAAUGAAUGUUUACUACUUUAAACUCUCUACACUAUUCAUCAAAUCAACAGCUUCUUUUAAGGCCCAGUUACUCCUUUGCUGGGCGUGGCGUUGGGGAACAGAGGGUUGCGGUGUGGGCAAAGAGACAGCUGGCAUUUCAAACUACUACUUAAAACACCAAAUCAACAUUUGAUGACUUUUAUGAGAUCCUUUUUUGUGAGCCAGUGGGGGAGGGGAGGGGGUGCAUGUCCCUGUGACUGUAUGAAAAUUGAGAGUGUUUAAUUCUAGCUUACAUGUACGAUGGAGGAGGCCAUGACCGUGCUACUGACAUUCCAACUUUUUCUAUCCCUUCCCCCAUUUUAGCCCACCAAAACCCCUUACAUAUGUACCUCUUCCAUCAGGGGUAUUCAGUGCCUCAAAAAAUUGUAUUUCAGCUUGUCGUUUGGGCAAACAGCUCUCACAUUUCACUCAUCUGAGGCCACUUUUUACUGGUUUUAAUUAAUGCUUUAGUCAGAGGAUGACUUGCUUAGACCCUCACCCACUGGGCAAGUAAGCUUAUAAAUAAAUUGACUUGCCCAGCAAGAAAAUCUACCUGUCCUGGACUACCUGACAGGUCUUCCUUUGAACCCUGCUUAUGAAACACAACUAAACCCAGUCCCAAAAUGAUUUUUGCUGUUGUCUAAUGCUGAUCAUAUAAAAACAGUCGCUUUCAUAAAUACAUUACAAUUUCUUUCUUAGCAUUUUUACAGUGUAUUUGAGUCCAAGAGUGAGGAGCCUCUCAGAAAAUGCCCAUUACACCAGGACAGAGAUUUAUACAGAAUUCAGGAAGGAAAUAAAACCCAGGAUUAUCCUUCAAGAUGGGUCUGCAACUUUUGUGGAAAGGCAUUCCUUUCGGAACAUUACCUUGACAUGCAUUUUGAUAACAGGCACAGUGAUGAACUUGUAAAGGUGAGGAAAGAAAUAUUAAGGGCGGAUUAUUAAAAUAGAGUUUAGCCAGUGCUUACCAAAACUGCAUUAUACGCCAUUUUCAGUUUGCCAAAUGCUUUUAUUGUCAGUAGUUUCACAAAAGCAUAAAGUGUAGACAAGAAAUUUUAAAAAGAUGAAUAAUAUCAUUAUUCAUGUUUUCUAAAAUAACCAGUUAAGAAAGAGAUCUGGAGUCCCAAAGAUUCGUUGAACGACGGCCUACAGACUUUGUUUAAAUAAACGACCCCCAAAUAUAGUGACUAACGUCAAGAUUAUUUUCUCCUAACAAUUUCCAUAAAUCGCCAGAAAAUGUUGUGAAAACUAACAAAAUGACCCCCGAAGCGAAAAUGCUUUGAUCUUUUAUCAAAUUCUCCCGGCUAGUCCUUUAAGGAAAUCUAUGAAUAUUAGUGUGGAGAAUUUGUGUGUGGGUAUUGGGGCUUUAAAGGCAGUUAAAAGAGUAGCAUAGAAAAGUGUUACUGUCCUCAGUGAUCAUGAAAUGUUUGGUGAAGACAACUAACAUUGAAUUAUGCUACAUCAUAUACUUAGAUAGAUUGAUACUGUUGCUGUUUUGUCUGAGCAGUGCUGAGCUGUUUUAUUUUAGUUUCACCUUUCAAAGGACCACUUCAACCUUGACCUAAUUUUGAUACGUAAAAUUAUUUUCCUUUCUUAGGGCACUACUGUGUGUCUUGCUGAUUUCUGUGACAUCUUCAGAUGUGAAGUGUUUGAAAACCCAAGGAAAGACUUCUUUUGGGAGAAAAAACUCUGCAAGGAAGACAGAUUAACAGUACGCAGGAGGAGAUGUGAGGUAACUGAUUAGGGUUUAACUCUGUGGGAACAACAAGCUGUUUUGAGCAAAAUAUCCCCGAUAGAUUUACAUGUAUGUUAUUCGUUAAGAUGCAAAAAAACUUAAAACUGUGUAAAAGAUUUGAUCAUGGCACUCUGACUGUAUUAAUGAGGAAAAUUCAGGUACCAAUGUUUUUACCUCAUAUGAUCCACAGGCUCUAAUGCGUGGCUGCCUUCCUCAAGGAAAUCUUUCACUUGAUAAAGAACUUGAAAUUUAUGGUGAGUAAAAAUAUUGGGAUACGAAUUCAAUUUAUUGAUCCUUGCCGUUGCAUCACUGAAUUAAAACUUGGGACAGUGGUUCACUUCGCUUGUAGUUUUUAGUUUUCUCGUUUCAUUGUAGCCUGACCAAAAAGAAUCACAAUUUUAGAAUGCAGGGCUUGAAAUUAAAAAAAUCCUCAGGUCACCUUUUGGCGAUCAACUGGAAAAAUAUAGUCCCCAUAGGCAAAUUUUUAGUCGCUAGUUUGUAUAAUGUAAAUGACGCAGCUCAUAGUGUGAUGAAAUCCAUCAGAUUUUGAUUGUUUGAAAAUGUCACAGAGAGAGGUUGGUAUAAAUUUGGAGGUGAAUUGGCUUUGUUUAUGCGAUUUGGCACAUAUUUUAUGACAAAAGCAAAGCAAUAUAGGAUGAAAUGUUAGUUUGAACUUUACUCUUUUAAUUUAAACCUAAAUCUGAUCGCCAAAGUGUCGACUAACCCAGAAUUUUCAGUCACCAAGGAGAAAAUGUGAGUCCUAUUGGUGACCGUAUCAGUCGCAAUUUCAAGCCCUGGAAUAGCUAAAUUUGUAGGCUAUAUUCAUAUUGCGUCUGAUUGGUUGGUACCCAUGUGCAUGGCUGAGAGGGAUAAAAUGUUGGUGUUCCUGAUCUGGCACAAUUGUCAUUAGACUAUUCCGGAAAUGAGACUGCGCUCCUCCCUGUCUCUUGUUGGGGUGAACCUGGGUGAAUCGACCCUAUCCUAUUGUCGUAGGAUAGUUAUAAACAGAUUUCAUUUUUUAGGUGAGAAUUGUUUGUAACUGUAUUACUAGCCUGAGAAAACAGCUGACAUUUUGCGACGUUACUGGUGGUUUCCUCGUGAAAUGAUGUCUGAGAAACGAGUGCAGAAAUUCCAGAAACACUUCAUCAGUAUUUCAAUAUGCGCUCGUUUCUCAGACAUCAUUUCAGACGUCAUUUUGUCGGGGAAACAGUGGUGAUGUCGCAAAAUGUCGGUUGUUUUCUCAGGCAACUGUAGUACUUGUGAAAUGAAUUUUCUAUCAUUUUGUGUAAUUCUAGAGGCAAUUGGGGCUAACACAUGUGCUCUGCUUAAUUGUAAAAACUACUGGAAACCCCCUCAUCAAGAGGUGAGUAAGCUAACCACUGAGCUUGUGUAAUAAGCGAGCAUGGGAUCGGAAUGCUUAUUGAUUGUCCCCCAUUCCCUUCUCUCGUGCUUGCCUGCAUCUCCUCUAAGCCUUUGUUUUCAUUGGUCCUUGUAGCCUCUAUUGUUGGUAGUUUGAUAGGGUCAGUGACUUAUAAAUUAUUGCUUCAGUGGUGACAUCAAGGACAGCCAGUCAGUCCUUUUUGCCAAACGUUGCGUCAACGCUUUUUUUUUUGUCUGUCAAACAUUGUCAUUAAAAAAUCGUUGUUGGAAGAAUCGGGUUUGGGUGGGAAAUGGAAUGGAAAAAGGCUGAUUUACGCAGUAAUAUUCACAUCGUAGUUACAAAGUGCAACGAAAUUGUCAUUUAAAUUUUGUCUCCUUGAACGGUUUUUUUUUUUUCUAAGGAAAAUUCAACGCUGAAUUUUGCAUUCCAGAUUGCUGCGUGGAAGAUAAUUCUUUAUGCAGUGAUAACACCGUUUUUCGUCAUGGGACUUAUUGUUUACUACUACGCCAUCUUCGAUCAUUACUUGUAAGUAACGUUAUUUCGUGUCCUCGACACGUUUUUCCCCUGUUAGCUCUACAGUGAUUGAACACAUGAGAAACUGAGAAAAAGGAGCAAUCAUAAAUCUUCGAAUGUUCAAUCACUGAUGUUAGAUUGCUCUAGUCAGUGUCUAGUUUGUUUAGAUCUGUUUACAGACUUUCUAUUUUCUAAUGAGACAUCACCGAGUGGUAGACUCCCACGCAGACGCUCUUAGGGCUCCGUCACGCCGCGUUCCUUCUCUACGACGGAAAGAGGAUUGUGAGAGGUGCCAAAAGAACGUCUGCGUAAGCGUGGGAGCAUUGCGAGUGGGGGUACUAAAAUAAAAAUCCGCGGGCGAUUUAUUGACCGCAAGCGCCAGGGCGUGGAGUUGGGUAAUUGAGAAAAACACGCUCAUUGUCGCGCUUCUUUCGCCGCUCGCUUGCGCAGUCAUUUAAUUCCUCGCGAAAAAAAAUGUUUUGAAGAACGAAUGAGAUUGUUAAUAUCCAGGCUAUUUUCAGGAGAUUUAACAGCCCGACGUUUCCAGCGAAAGCUCUUUUCACAGCAAAUCUAAACGUCUUCUUUUUAUCAUUGUCUUAACAGAGGAUUUGCUCUGACGAGGGUCUAACGCUCAAAUCGUCAGCUGUUUAAUAACCCUCCAUUCGGUGACCAACUCAAGCCUAUGAAUUCUUGUGACAAAUUUACUUUUUUAUCCAUAUGCAUUGUAGUCCUUGACGGUAUCGGUGGAAAAAAAUUCUUUCACAGAAGUAUACCCAAGCAAGGUAACUUCUACAGUUUUUCUGAGUGCACUUUUUUCUUGUGUUAUCUUAGUGGUGAUUAUCCUACCGACAUAAGCUGGUCGCGCGAGGAAGAAGAGGAAAGCUUUUCAUUGUCGAGACGUUCCAGACGAAGCCCAGAUCUGAGGAAAAGAUAUGGGGGACGUCCACUAAUGUAUUAGCAGGAUUUAAACAGAAUUCCCUUCGUGGGAUCGGACCAAUGUUUUGGUGUGCAUUUUGAAGACGAUUUUAAGUACCGUCCAAUGUUCCCCAAGGGUGAAGUAGGAUUAGGAUUGGUGCAACAACUGGUGCCUUCAUUAACCGUUCUAGAAAAAAAGGCGGAUUUUCAUCCCCCAGGGGGUGCUCUCCGGUUUGAGGCGGAGCGGGAACCGGCAGACUGCCGGCCGAAAGCGGAUAAGAAAAUCAUGUGACAGGUUAUUAAGCGAAGAAGACUCGGCUUCUCUCCUCCCAAGAGGACUGUGUCCAAGGGAGGGUGGGUAGGAGGAAAAAAGAAGGGAUGAAGGGGUAAAAGAGGACGACCAUUUCCCUCUCACCAUCGCCCAUCGCGAGCUUACUAUUUUUUGAUUAUUAGAGAGAUUAUGAUUCACGUUUACCGCAAACGGCAAACGUUAGACUCGAGUUGAUAAUUUCUCAGAAUAGAAAAUAAGCAGAUAAAAACAGUCCCGAACGAUUCCUAUGGUUAAAACUGGUAUAGUAGUUCUGACACUCACGCAAGAUGGCAGCCCGUGACACAAAGCGCUCGAUCUCGACGAUCUUACGUAAAAAUAGGACUGUGAACAGUCUAACGGAAUAAGGGGAAAACUUGGUCACAUGGUACAAAUUCACGUCUGCCGUUUGGCGUAAACGUGAAUCUUAAUCUCUCUAUUGCUAUUUUUAUCAGAAUACCU